Molecule: messenger RNA, 5059 nt
Organism: Blepharisma stoltei
Lineage: Eukaryota; Ciliophora; Heterotrichea; Heterotrichida; Blepharismidae
Source: the annotation of a GenBank genome assembly
AUGAAGGUCACCGAAGCAGAAGAGAGCAAUCCGCUUGAAGGUCCAACUCCACAAGCUCCACAGGGUAAAGGAAGCAUCAAGGAUCUAUACAAGUAUGCCACCUGCUUAGACUAUUUCCUUAUUUUGGUUGGUUUCAUCUCCGCUACUGCCUUAGGAGCGAUCCAGCCUUCUUUCUUCUUAUUCAUGGGAGAUUUCUUUGGGAGCAUGGAUGCGAACACCUCAAAGGACUCAUUUUAUGAAUCAGCAAAAAUUGUCUGUUAUGAGCUUAUCGGAUCUGCCUUUGUUUUUACUAUUGCUGGAACAGUUUCAGUUAUGUGCUUUGUGAAUGUUGGUGCUAGACAAGCUUUCCACUUCCGAAAUCACUAUUUCAAAGCGAUAAUCAAUAGAGAUCCAUCAUGAUUUGACCUCAGACAUGUUGCAGAACUUCCCCAAUCCUUAGCAACAGAAACUUUAAUGAUCGAAAGAGCCACAGGGGACAAACUGAUUGUUUUAAUUAUGGGCACAAGCAUGAUAAUAUCUUCUUUCAUUAUUGCCUUUAUCAUGGGCCUCCAGCUAGCAUUAUUUUGCUUAUUUCAGCUAAAAUGAUUUUUGGCCGCUCAGAAGUGGGGUAAUUUAUUUUUUUGAAGUUAAAAACUACUUAUUUAUCAUAGAAUGAUUCUAUUAAAAUUAGAAUUAGCUAGAUAUUUCAUAUUAGUAAGAGUUAGUUUUCAUGCCGACGGUUACAUAUGGAUUCAUGUUGACUCAUAAGGGACUUGAACAAAGUUCCAAAAUAGCUGAUACUUCUUAUAAACUUGCAGGAGGUAUCGCUGAAGAAGCUUUGCAAGAAAUCAAAACUGUAUCCUCGCUAAAUGGGCAGAAACAUGAAGCCAAAAAAUAUACAGAAUCUAUAAAAGAUUCACAAAAAUCCAUGCUUUUUAGUGGAUUGAAGGUUGGUGGAGGUACUGCAUUAGGCGUGAGCUCUUUUAUGAUUAUGAAUGGAGUUAUUUAUAUUGUUGGAGCUUGGCUCAUAGAUAAGGGAGAGGACAAUUGGGCUGGUGGGGAGGAAUAUGAUUUAACAAGAGUCAUCACAGUUAUGUGGGUGAGUCUUAUGGCCUUUAAUAAUAUUUCGCUGUGCGUUCCUAGUCUAAAACUUAUCAGUAUGGGGAGAGUGGCUGUUUAUAAUAUUACAGAAAUUAUUAAAGGUAAAUCAAAACUUACCCAAGGAACCCGAAAAAGCGAUAUUGAAGGUGCCGUUUCAUUUAAAGAUGUUAGGUUCUCUUAUCCAUCAGCGCCUAACUCAGAAAUUCUUAAAGGACUUAGCUUUGAUUUAGAACCAGGACAGAGGCUUGGAGUUGCUGGAAGUACUGGAUCAGGAAAAAGUACUAUAAUUCAGCUUCUACUUACUCACCCCCUCCAUGAGCGAACAAAAAAAUUUUGUUCUCUCACGGAGGGGUUAAUUUGUUUUUUUAAAAAAAUUUAUAUUAAUUUUUAAAACAAAAUUGUUUUCGGGAUUUAAAAAAAUCCCACUUCUCGAAAAUUGGGAGGCAAAUAUUAAUUCAAUUUAUAAAAUUUAUGCUUUAAAACGAAAUUUGUUCAAAAUUAAACAAAAUUAGCUCGAGAUUUCAUGAUACUAGUUAUCACUUAUAUAUCGAAAUUUUUCCCAUAAAAAAUUUCUGUUUGUUCAAGGAGGGGGAGUUAGAUAUUAUGAACCUUCUUCUGGAACUAUUACAAUAGAUGGAUACAACAUCAUGGACUAUUCAAUAAGUUUUUUAAGAGAAUAUAUUGGGCUUGUGAGCCAAGAACCAUUACUUUUUAAGAUUAAGUAAGCCGUGCGUUCUAGAUAUGGCUGGAGAUUUCCACCUCAGCAUGCUUAUCAUCCCGAAGGACCACAGCAGGCACUCUUUCUCGCUACCACAGACGAGGAUUCGUACAAUCGAUCUUGACUUCCACCUAUGGGCCCAUCGCGUGAGUCGAAACUCAGAGAUUCUCGUUAGGCAGUUGUCGCCUCUCUGCUCGAGGGAUUUAUCGUCCUCUCUUGCCAUUUCCAAUAAUAGUCUUGGAGGCAAAAAUUCAGAAUCCCAGGGACUAGCUCCCUAAGGCUCAAGAAAACCUUAACCCGAUAUGCACAAACGAUUGCCGGCCUCUUUCUGCCACACUUGUCUGCUGGUGUUGAAGAAAAGUGCCAGAAGGUCGAGCGGUCAGCCGCCACCAAUUUUAUGUAUAUACCAUUUCUUUUUAAUGCCAGCAUUUUUGAUAAUAUUAGGUAUGGAAAAUUAAAUGCCACUGAAGAAGAAAUAGAAUUUGCAGCGCGAGAAGCAGGAGUGCAUGACUUUAUUUCAGCCUUACCCGAUAAAUAUAAGACUCCUGCAGGAGCUAAAGGGUCUCAGCUGUCCGGAGGGCAGAAGCAAAGAAUUGCUAUUGCAAGAGCUAUCAUUAGAAACCCAAAAAUUCUCUUAUUAGACGAAGCAACAAGUGCUUUAGACAGGCGAACUGAGCAAGCUGUCGUUGAAGCCAUAGAUAAAGCCAUGCCAAAAAGCACAAGAAUUACGAUUUCUCAGAAUUUACUCACAAUAAAAGAAUCAAAUUUUAUUAUCGUGAUUGACCAAGGAGUUGUAUCGUUAUUUGCAGAUUUUUUGAACAUUAUCACCUAAAUGUGGAGUUUUUCCGCGUUUGAAAAGAUGAUUCCACAUUUAGAUGGUAAUGUUCAAAAAUCUGCAAAUAAGGAUACUGGAAUUUGGCAAUCAUAAGCAAUUAAUGAAAAACAAAUCGAAAUACUACCAUCUCGUCAAAAUGCAAAAAAUUCAGCAAAAAAAUGAGGAUGAUGAACAAGCUCAAGCAAAAGUAAUUGAUCUCGAAGUAAAUAAAACGAAAGAAGAUGAGCAAGUUAAAAAUGAGUACGAUGCAGGAAACGUCAAGAAAAAAAUGAUGCUUAUGAGCAAAAGUGAAAGGGGGUGGCUUUACUUACUCCCCCCCUCCGUGAGUGAACAAAACCAUUAGAAAAAUCGAGAUUUUUUGACCCUAAGUGAGUGAACAAAAUCUUUUUUAUGAAAAAAAGUUUGAUAUAUAAGUGAUAAUUAUUAUAAUGAAGUCUCAAGCUAAUACUGUUUAAUUUUAAACAAAUUGCUAUUUUAAAACAUAAAUUUUACAAAUUAAAUGAAUAUUUGCUUUCCAAUUUUUAUAGAAGUGAGAUUUUUUUAAAUUUCGAAAAAAAAAAUUUAUAAAAAAUGUAUAUAUAAAUAUUUUUAAAAAUAAAAAUUAACCCCGUGAACAAAAUUUUUUGUUCACUCAUGGAGGGGGGGAGUUAGGAAUGGCUGGAUCAAUACUGGUUGGGGCUGGAUAUCCUAUUGUAGGAAUGUUCUGUGGAAAAGAGACCUUUGUACUAGCUUAUAAGGAUAGCAACAUGAUUACCAAAAGUUCUGAAUAUGCAGGCUAUAUCUUCUUAUUAGCAUUUUUUGUAUCACUUGGACUGAUUUUCGAAUCAGUCAGUUAUCCAAAAAUGAGUGCAAAUAUCACGGCGAAAAUGAGAAAAGCAGGCUUUAAAGCACUUCUUAAAUAUGAAGCAGCAUUUUUUGAUCUUCCUGAAAAUAACUGCAGUGCACUUUCCGCAAGACUUUGCAAUGAUUGUGAAAAAGUUAAUGGAUUGGGUGGGCACAUUGUUGGCAUCAUUCUUGGGAUUCUUAUAUCGCUCACAGUGGCCCAUGGAAUUGCUGCAGGAUAUUCAUGGAGAAUAUGCUUACUCUCCCAUCCUAUAGCAAAUAAAGCAAAUAAAAAUAUUUAAAAUUCUUAUUAUAUUGUUUUGUAAAGAUAAGAAUACUUUUAUGAUACGCUUUAAAUUAAUGAGAAGCUAGUUUUCUUAGCUAUUGUCCCAAUCAUUAUUUUUGCUACAGCGGCAUGUUUUAUGGCUCAAUCCGUUGGAGUCGUAAAAUUCAACUAUGAGUCUUGCACAGCUCAAGCUGCUGAUGCAAUUAUGAACUAUAGAACUGUCAAAGCUUUUAACUUGGAAAAAGUCAUGCACGAUAAAUAUUUAGAGCCCGCAGCUCAAGAGUUUGCUAGCAUUCGCAAAAAAGCACUAAUUUCAGGUAUUGCAUAUGGCUUAGGUUUUGGAUUAAUUUGGUGUGCUUAUGCAUUGAUUUUCUGGUGGGGCGGAAAUAUCGUAGUUAAAAAUCUUGACACCUAUGAAGAUAUGACUAUUGCUAUGAUAACUUGUAUGUUUGGCUCAAAUGCAUUUUACUUAGCUGGAAUAUAUGCACCAGAUGUUAAAAAUGGAGUUGAGGCUGCAAAACGGCUAUUUAAAGUUUUAGAAUAUCAGCCAAAAAUAAAUGUUAACAGCAAAGAUGGGGAGAAAAGAGAAGUUGAAGGGAAAAUAGAGUUUAGAGAUGUAGUAUUUUGCUACCCAAAUCGAAAUUACAUGGCUGUUAAAUCUUUAAGCUUUACGAUAGAGCCAGGGACUCAUUUUGCAAUAAUUGGGAGAACAGGUUCAGGGAAAUCGACAGUAAACCAGCUUGUUUUAAGACUUUAUGACCCAUUAAGUGGUUCGGUCUUAAUAGAUGGCAUUGACAUUAAAGACUAUAACCUCAAACAUUUAAGAAGCCAAAUUGGACUUGUAGGACAAGAGCCUGUUCUUUUUACUGGGACUAUCGCAGAAAAUAUUGCAUAUGGUAUAAAAGCUUCUCAAGAAGAAAUAGAAGAAGCAGCGAAAAAAGCUCAAGCAAUUGAAUUUAUAACAGAUCCAAAGUACUCAGAAGGUUUUGAACGCCAAGUCGGCAUAAAAGGAAGCAUGCUGAGUGGUGGACAAAAGCAGCGUAUUGCAAUCGCAAGAACAAUUAUCAGGAAUCCUAAGAUCUUGAUAUUUGAUGAAGCAACAAGCGCCUUGGACUCAAAAACAGAGUUAUUGUUGCUAGCUGCUAUUAGAGAAGUAAUGGCUGGAAAAACCGUAAUCAUGAUCGCCCAUCGACUCAAGACAAUUUCUGAAGCACAUCAAGUUAUGGUGCUCGAAAGUGGGAAAAUUCUGGAAAUUGGGACGAGGGAAGAUUUGAUGAAUCAGGGAGGCUACUUCUAUAACAUGAUUAGCAAUCUUUAA